Chrysochloris asiatica (Cape golden mole) is the source of this 2229-nucleotide messenger RNA. RefSeq names its product N-acetylated alpha-linked acidic dipeptidase 2 (gene NAALAD2). NCBI's taxonomy places the organism in Eukaryota, Metazoa, Chordata, Mammalia, Afrosoricida, Chrysochloridae. The transcript has 19 exons. The coding region runs from base 1 to 2229 and encodes 742 amino acids. The record is from RefSeq and is a predicted model, not a curated record. Gene Ontology annotation, molecular function: carboxypeptidase activity.
AUGGCGAAGUCCAGGGGCCGUUUGUACCUCUGGGUGUGCUUGGCUGCAGCACUGGCAUCUUUCUUGGUGGGAUUUCUGAUGGGCUGGUUUAUCAAUAAACCUCUCCAAGAAACAGUCACUUCGGAGGGCUAUCAUCAGAGUAUACGGUGGGAACUGGUAUCUGAAAUGAAAGCUGAAAACAUUAAAUCAUUCCUUCGUUCUUUUACAAAGCUCCCCCACCUAGCAGGAACAGAACAGAAUUUAUUGCUUGCCAAGAAAAUCCGAAACCAAUGGAAGGAAUCUGGACUAGACUCAGUAAAAUUGGUGCCUUAUGAUGUUCUCCUAUCUUACCCUAAUGAGACAAAUGCUAACUACAUAUCAAUUGUGGAUGAACAUGGAACUGAGAUUUUCAACACAUCGUACCUUGAGCUGACACCAAAUGGAUAUGAGAAUGUUACAAAUAUUGUACCACCGUAUAAUGCCUUUUCAGCACAGGGCUCACCAGAGGGAGAUCUUAUAUAUGUCAACUAUGGUCGUACUGAAGAUUUCUUCAAACUAGAAAGAGAUAUGAAUAUCAACUGCACCGGGAAGAUUGUGAUUGCAAGAUAUGGGAAAAUAUUCAGAGGAAAUAAAGUUAAAAAUGCCAUGUUAGCAGGAGCCAUAGGGAUCAUUUUAUAUUCCGAUCCAGCUGACUAUGCUGCCCCUGGGGUACAGUCAUAUCCCAAAGGAUGGAACCUUCCUGGAACUGGAGUGCAGAGAGGAAAUGUGUUGAAUUUGAAUGGUGCUGGUGACCCACUAACUCCAGGUUAUCCAGCUAAAGAGUACACCUUCAGGCUUGAUGUUGAAGAAGGAGUUGGAAUCCCCAAAAUCCCUGUACAUCCCAUUGGAUAUAAUGAUGCAGAAAAAAUACUUCGUCACAUGGGAGGACCUGCUCCACCAGAUCCGAGUUGGAGGGGAAGUCUUAAUGUGAAUUACAAUAUUGGGCCUGGCUUUACAGGGAGUGAUUCUUUCAGGAAGAUUAGAAUGCAUGUUCAUAAUACCAAUAAAAUAACAAGGAUUUAUAAUGUAAUUGGAACUAUCAGAGGAUCUGUGGAACCAGACAGGUAUGUUAUUUUGGGGGGUCAUCGAGAUGCCUGGGUAUUUGGAGGCAUUGACCCAACCAGUGGGGCUGCUGUUUUGCAAGAAAUUGUCCGGAGCUUUGGAAAACUGAUGAGUAAGAAGAGCUGGAGACCUAGAAGAACUAUAAUUUUUGCCAGUUGGGAUGCAGAGGAAUUUGGACUUUUAGGUUCUACAGAAUGGGCAGAGGAAAACGUAAAAACACUCCAGGAGAGAAGUGUUGCUUAUAUCAACUCAGAUUCAUCUAUAGAAGGCAAUUAUACUCUCAGAGUUGAUUGUACACCCCUUCUUUACCAACUGGUUUAUAAACUGGCUAAAGAGAUUUCCAGCCCUGAUGAAGGUUUAGAAAGUCAGUCUCUUUAUGAAAGCUGGUUGAAAAAGGAUCCUUCACCUGAAAAUGAAAAUGUUCCUAGAAUCAACAAGUUGGGAUCUGGGAGUGAUUUUGAAGCUUAUUUUCAGAGACUUGGAAUUGCUUCAGGCAGAAUCCGUUAUACUAAGAAUAGGAAAACAGACAAAUACAGUAGCUAUCCAGUGUACCACACAAUUUAUGAGACGUUUGAAUUAGUAGAGGAUUUUUAUGACCCUACAUUCAAAAAACAGCUUUCUGUGGCACAAUUACGAGGAGCACUGGUGUAUGAGCUUGCAGACUCUAAAAUCAUUCCUUUCAACAUUCAAGACUAUGCAAAAGCUUUGGAAAACUAUGCAAUGAGUAUCUACAAUUUAUCCAUGAAACAUGACCAACAAUCGAGAGACCAGAGGAUAUCAUUUGAUUCUUUAUUUUCUGCGGUCAGAAACUUCUCAGGGGCUGCUUCAGAUUUUCAUAGAAGACUCACACAAGUUGAUCUUAAUAAUCCUGUUGCAGUGAGAAUCAUGAAUGAUCAAUUGAUGCUUCUGGAAAGAGCAUUCAUCGAUCCCCUUGGAUUGCCAGAGAGGCCUUUUUAUAGGCACAUCAUCUUUGCUCCAAGUAGCCACAACAAAUAUGCUGGAGAAUCAUUUCCCGGGAUCUAUGAUGCUAUGUUUGAUAUUGAAAAUAAAGCCGACGCUGGUUCUGCUUGGACAGAAGUAAAGAAACACAUAUCUAUUGCUGCCUUUACAAUUCAAGCUGCGGCUGGGACCCUGACAGAACUGCUAUAG